AUGGCAAGCAAACAACAAGCAAUUAGCAAGCUGAAGUCUUUAUGUACUGUAACUUUUGGCGGGGCUGUAGCUUACCAGUUAAUUUACUAUACGAAAGAUUUUAACAAUUACUAUGUCAAUUUUUUGCAACCACUUAUCCAGUAUAUUAGCCCUGAGUUGGCUCAUAAUCUUGGAGUUAAAGCCAUAAAAUAUGGAAUCUUUCCCUCAGAAAAAGGUGAUGAUCCUCAAAUAUUGAAAACAAAAUUCCUCGAUUAUGAUUUGAGUAAUCCUAUUGGAAUCGCUGCAGGUUUUGACAAACAUGGUGAUGCUAUAAUAGGCUUGAGAAAUUUAGGUUUUUCUAUUGUAGAAAUUGGGUCAGUCACACCAAAAGCACAACCUGGGAAUCCUAAGCCUAGAGUAUUCCGUUUACCUGAAGAUGAGGCAGUUAUUAACAGAUAUGGUUUCAAUAGUGAAGGGCAUGAACAAGUUCACAAGAAAAUAGGAAUGCUAGAAAAGGCAUUGUUGGAUAAAGGAUUAUUGGGAAUCAAUUUAGGCAAAAAUAAGUUGUCAGAAAAUGCAAUUGAGGAUUAUAUUUUAGGUAUACAGAAAUUCUCAGAUGUAGCAGACUAUUUUGUCAUAAAUAUAAGCAGCCCGAACACUCCAGGCCUAAGGUCAUUACAGAAAAAAGAGGAACUGUAUCAACUUCUGAAAAAAAUUAAUGAAGCAAGAAACUCAAUGAAUUCAAAUAAUAAACCUCCACUGCUUUUAAAACUUGCUCCAGAUCUAACUCAAGAUGAAAUGAAAGAGAUUGUAUCAGUAAUUUUGCAAACUGAAAGCAAAGUUGAUGGCUUGAUAAUCUCAAAUACUACAAUUGAAAGACCCCAGCUCCAGAAUACUGAGUUUUCAAAGGAAUCUGGAGGGUUGAGUGGAAAACCACUAGCAAAUAAAUCUACUGAAAUGAUUAAGCAAAUGUACAAAUUGACUAAAGGUAAAGUUCCCAUCAUUGGUGUUGGAGGAGUAUUUACUGGCCAAGAUGCAUAUGAUAAAAUAUUGGCAGGAGCAAGUGCUGUUCAGAUAUACACAGCUUUGAUAUACCACGGCCCACCAGUUGUGUCAAAAAUAAAAAAUGAAUUAGCUGAACUCCUGCAACGGGAUGGCUAUAAAAAUGUAAAUGAAGCUGUUGGAAAAGGAGUCACAAAAUAA
Messenger RNA from Spodoptera littoralis (African cotton leafworm), 1182 nucleotides. The record is from the annotation of a GenBank genome assembly. NCBI's taxonomy places the organism in Eukaryota, Metazoa, Arthropoda, Insecta, Lepidoptera, Noctuidae.